AUCGGCAUCAUCGGCAUCAUCGGCAUCAUCGGCAUUAUCAGCAUCCUCAUCUCGCCAGCUGAAUCGAUACGCUCAUCUCGCUAACUGAAUCGAUACGCUCAUACGCCAGCGCUUCAACUGAUCUCACAGCCUCGCCACCUCCCACGCCCUCAUCUCCUGCUAUUCUCUGUCGCCCUGCGCUUUGGCAUCAUGACGCUUCCGUCCCUCGCAGAGAAAGCCGGCUCCCUCCAGGGCACAAAGAACGACUCGCUCGCCUCGCUUGCCCUCCAAAACAAAACAUUUGAUCAGAUGAUCCACGAGUAUCUGCUGCACCACUGCUAUGCCGACACGGCCGUGGCAUUCUCGCAGUCCUCUGCCUCGCUCUCCGCGUCGCCGUCUCUCAAAGCCGAGCCCGCCGAUCGCUCGCUGCUUUGGAGGAAGAGGCUCUUUUCCCUCGUCCUCGAGGGAAACGUUCGCGAGGCCAUCCAGAUCUGCACCACGGCGCCGCUCUGCGUGCUGGAUACAAGCGUCUAUCCAUCGGCCCUUCCAGUUCUGUUCGAUCUCAAGUGCCAAGAGUUUAUCGAGCUCACCAAGACUUCCGCCGAGGCCGCGCUGACAUUUGCCCAUGCGGAGCUCGGCCAAUUCAGCACGCUCGACUCAAGCUACGUGGCCAUCCUGCAGGACAUUGUGUCGCUGAUUGCUUAUGCCGAUCCACAAAGCUCGCCCAUGGCCGAAUACCUCUCGCAGGAGCGGCGCGAGCGAGUGGCCGAGAAGCUCAACAGCCAUAUCCUAAUGUGCGAGAAUCUCUCGCCCACCACCGGGAUCGAGCAGAUCGUCAAGCACAUCACUGUUUUGCAUGACCAGUUGCAUGCCGAGACUACCAAAGACUCCAAGAUGAUGGUCGACAAGUCAUCGAACGUAUGGACUGUCUCUGAUUUCAUGGCCAAUACCAGUGCCAUGGCCAACUACGAGUGAAGGCUUGUCCAGCAACGAUGCCAUGUCUGACACCAAUCCUACUAGCGAAUCGCGAAGGUUGUCGCCCCUCCCCAAUCCAUUCUAUA
Molecule: messenger RNA, 1040 nt
Organism: Polychytrium aggregatum
Lineage: Eukaryota; Fungi; Chytridiomycota; Chytridiomycetes; Polychytriales
Product: CTLH/CRA C-terminal to lish motif domain-containing protein
Exons: 4
Coding region: 190-954 (254 amino acids)
Biological process (GO): cell surface receptor signaling pathway; cytoskeleton organization
Cellular component (GO): cytoplasm
Molecular function (GO): protein binding
Source: RefSeq, a predicted model, not a curated record